Plenodomus lingam JN3 is the source of this 669-nucleotide messenger RNA. RefSeq lists its product as uncharacterized. NCBI's taxonomy places the organism in Eukaryota, Fungi, Ascomycota, Dothideomycetes, Pleosporales, Leptosphaeriaceae. The record is from RefSeq and is a predicted model, not a curated record.
AUGGCAGAACGCACCAUCGAAGUCGUCUAUAUUCCCAUCAAAGCAGGUGUCAAUCUCGAAGCUGGUGAGGCAAAAGAAGUAUGGAAUAACACCAUCGCGACCAUUGCAAAGCAACCCGGUCUCAACGCAUUCUAUUGGGGUUUCCAAGUCGAGCACCCUGAUGUUGUUCAAAUGGUCAUCGAAUGGGAAUCCAUCGCCGCCCACGAAGCCUUCAUGGCAACCCCAGAAUACAACCCCUUCCUUGAGAAGAUGCAGACUCACGUCCAAGCCGAAUCCCCAAUUCAAUACCACAUCCUCUUGCGCCCGGCCCGCAACCCAACCGACCCCUUCUCCAUGCCCGUCACCGAAUGCCUGCGCAUCUGGAUCCCGGCCUCGUACCCGUCCCCGACCUACGAAUCACAAUUCAUGGCGUUUGAAGACGCUGCCGCUGCGCUGCCCGGCAUGCAAGCCAAAGGGCUGGUGGCCGGGUGGCAGGUGGAGCCGGCGACGCAUGAGUCGCUGGGCGAGGGCGUGGUGGGUAAGUGCUUCACAUCGUUUAUGGGGUGGCCGAGUUUGGAGGCGCACGAGCAGUUUAGGAAUAUAGAUGGGUUUGAGCAGGUGGUUGGGACGAUGGCGGAGGGGAUGAAGGGCAUGGAUUUGGUGCAUGUUAGGUUUAUGAAGGUGAAAUAA